AUGCCGGUAAUUACUUUUCGAACGAUAACGCAGUUGUCUUUCACCAUGGAUCUCGAACCGACUUUAACGAUGGCUGAGGUAAAAAAGAAAAUUGCUGACGAAAAAGGUGAAGAUUACGCGGUUGAGCUUCAAAAAUUGAUCUAUAAUGGGAAGGCCAGUGUUUUCACAUUGUGCUUGCGUUGGCAGAUAACUAUCGAUAACAUUUUGCAGAUUCUUGACGAUGCCACAACUAUAGAGCAAGUCGACAUCGACCCGAAUAAAUUCGUUGUUGUGAUGCUAUCGAGGAGGAAAGCUCCUGAACCUGUGCCUGCACCAACAACCACGACAGCUCCCGCGGCAGCGCAGCCUAGUGCUCCCGUUGCUGCAGCACCUGCUCCAGAAGCUAAAACAGAACCAGAACCUCAAGCACAAUCUACUCCUCCUGCAGAGGUUGCCAGUUCUGCUCCUGCAGCAAAACCAGCUGCGGAGACUGCACCACAGCCUGCUCCUGCACAACAGUGUAAGUUUAUUUGGAACUAA
Cooperia oncophora is the source of this 519-nucleotide messenger RNA. Lineage: Eukaryota; Metazoa; Nematoda; Chromadorea; Rhabditida; Trichostrongylidae. The record is from the annotation of a GenBank genome assembly.